CAGCUUAUCGUGUGUUGCCCUUCAACAUGAUGGCUGCACGGUUUUUCUCAGGGGCUUCCCUCUUUGCUCUGCUGAUUGUGGACAUUUGCUGCUUUCCUCAUCAGAAAGGCUCUGAUCCGGGUGCUUCUUAUGGCAGGGGUUACCCAAACGCUGCUCCUACUUUUGACUCGUACAAGGGAGCUCCUUCUGGGCAGUAUUCACCUGCAGCUGUUCUGCCUAACAAUGCUCCUUCUAAAGGAGUCUUCACACCAUCUUAUCAGGCUGACCCGCAGCCUACUGCUCAAAGAGGACCAGAACCAUCUGUUGGCUCCAGUUUUUCUUCUGGACCUGUGUCAGGAUACAGUGACUCUUCAGUGAGGAGAAACCCUGCGAGCCCUUCACAAAAGGGAGCUGCUUUUCAACCUGGCCUGCAAGAAAUCAACUGGGCUGUUGCUCCACCCAGUCCCUUCUCUCCAGAUGAGGGCAUUUCAUCUGGCACUCAUGGCGUUGUAUCCAGUCUACCUCAGCAAAUGAGUCCACCUCUCCCACCGCCUGGACCAAUGUACCAGGCAGGAGAGCUUUCCCAUUUUGAGAAUAGCUUUGAGCGUGCUAACUCUGAGAGGGAAACCGAGGAAACGGGUUUGUAUCCUCCUCCUCCUCCACUACCGCCAUACGUUGCGCAAGAGUCUGCUGGACAAGGCUUCAUCUACCAACCUCAGCCAAACUCCUACAUCAGUGGAAGAUGGGACUAUUACCCUUACUAUGACUUCAUGUUCCUGACCGGCCAGUAUCCUCCAGGCACAGUCAGUCACUUCAGCAGCAGCUACGAGCAGGGGAGAGACUACUGGCAAGAUGGUCACUAUGUGAGGGACUACGCUCCCUACAACUCCGCUCCUGAGCAGCAGAUGGAAACCUUUACCGGUGACUUUGCAGCCCCCCAGAGCUCUAUGGAUCCUAAUCCUGUGAUGGCUGGUUAUGGACAUGGUGGUGAACAGGCUGGACCUGCUGCUUCCCGUGGAGUCUUUAGGCAGCCAUUUCCCAGCCAAGGUGGCGGCCCCAACUCGGGCAAGGUUUUAAACUGAGUGCUUGACCCUGGAGCAUGAACAAAGAUUUCUGAAUACAAUAAAUUAUUUUGAAAAAUCUGAA
Messenger RNA from Anoplopoma fimbria (sablefish), 1125 nucleotides. Its product is annotated as nascent polypeptide-associated complex subunit alpha, muscle-specific form-like. The transcript is spliced from 5 exons. The coding region runs from base 27 to 1061 and encodes 344 amino acids. The record is from RefSeq and is a predicted model, not a curated record. NCBI's taxonomy places the organism in Eukaryota, Metazoa, Chordata, Actinopteri, Perciformes, Anoplopomatidae.